UAUCUGUAUUUGGUAUUUAUUUCAAAUCGCCAGUAGUUCAUGACAUUAAACCACAGUCCAGUCCUCUAGAAGCUCUUGCACGCAGGCUUGUUUUAAUGGUUGCUGAUGGUUUACAUGCUGAUUCCUUUUUGGGGGCAGAUGAUUUAUUUAAAGCAAAUGCCUUGCACUUCAGGUAUGUAAUUGAGGAGAGGGGAGCAUGGGGUGUCUCUCAUACCAGAGUACCAACAGAAUCACGCCCUGGACAUGUGGCAUUAUUUGCUGGAUUAUAUGAGGACCCAUCUGCUGUAGCCAAGGGUUGGAAAGACAAUCCAGUAGAAUUUGAUGUUUUCAAUGAAAGUCGGUACACAUGGUUCUGGGGAAGUCCUGACAUACUUCCCAUGUUUGCCAAAGGUGCAAGUGGAAACCAUGUUUAUGUAGACAUGUAUGGCUCUGAAGUUGAAGAUUACUCUGGAAGAAGAUCCACAACAAGGCUUGAUACAUGGGUGUUCAAGAAGGUUGAGGAGUUUCUGAACCGUGCCAAGACAGAUGCUGUUCUUAAUCAAAAACUUAAUCAAGAUAAAAUUGAAUUUUUCCUACAUCUUCUUGGACUCGAUACAGCUUUUCAUACACAUAAACCAUAUUCAGUAGAAUACAAGGAGAACAUAAGAGUUGUUAAUGCAGGAAUCAAGAGAAUUGAGGAAAUGAUCGAAGAGUUUUAUCAACAUGACAGGAAGACAGCUUACGUAUUCACAUCUGAUCAUGGCAUGACAGACUGGGGUGAGGAACGCAUUAUAUGCUUUCUAUACAAGGUAUCAUUGUAAGAAUUCAGGAAUGGAUAAUCUCCUCAAAUGUAAGGAAAACAUAAAUGCACCAAGGAUGGCAGAUCCUAAAUUGGAAGAUGUGCUGAAAUA
This is a messenger RNA of Cryptotermes secundus, 890 nucleotides long. Its product is annotated as GPI ethanolamine phosphate transferase 1-like. The record is from RefSeq and is a predicted model, not a curated record. Gene Ontology annotation, molecular function: mannose-ethanolamine phosphotransferase activity. Gene Ontology annotation, biological process: GPI anchor biosynthetic process. Lineage: Eukaryota; Metazoa; Arthropoda; Insecta; Blattodea; Kalotermitidae. Gene Ontology annotation, cellular component: endoplasmic reticulum membrane.